This is a messenger RNA of Ostrinia furnacalis (Asian corn borer), 2957 nucleotides long. It is a transcript of the gene Mrtf, whose product is annotated as Myocardin-related transcription factor. Bases 412 to 2862 code for a protein of 816 amino acids. The transcript is spliced from 6 exons. Gene Ontology annotation, cellular component: nucleus. Gene Ontology annotation, molecular function: transcription coactivator activity. Gene Ontology annotation, biological process: positive regulation of transcription by RNA polymerase II. The record is from RefSeq and is a predicted model, not a curated record. NCBI's taxonomy places the organism in Eukaryota, Metazoa, Arthropoda, Insecta, Lepidoptera, Crambidae.
AUUCAAAAUGGCAGAAAGAAAAGUAUGCAAAGAUCGUCUAUUUAUUUCUACAUUUGUGCAUCAAUUAUAGAAGUGACGUGGUGUAACGGAAUUAUAGUGAAAUAUUGGACAUAAUUAAAGAAGUUGGAUUACCUGGUGAAUCGAUUUAACACCAACAUUAUUGUGUACAAAGAGAGCCGAUCGUCGUGUGGCGAAGGCGGCGGGUCCGAGGGCUCGGAGGGGCGCGCCUCGUGGCGCGUGACGCUGGACCACGACCUCGUGGAGACGCUGAGCGCCAUCUACCCCGAGUGGUUCAAGCCGCAGCACAAGCGCGAGCGCAGCCGCGCCGCGUCGCCCGCCUCGCCCGCGUCGCCGCCGCGCACGCCGGCCACGCCUCCCUCCGACGACACUUUCAGUUCGGGUGCGGAGGAGAUGGCCGGGCGUCAGGCGAGCGGCAGCGGCGCCAGCGAGCCGCCGAGCUCGCCUCGCGUCUCCCCCCCUAAAGUGGUCGUCGACGACAGCCCCCUCCAGCCAGCCAUGGGGAAGCACAAGGAAUCAUUGAAAGUUAAGCUGUUGACGCGGCGUCCCAUCACGCAGCUCGUGGCCCAAGGGAUAAUGCCGCCGUUAAAGACGCCUCCGGCGUACUUCGAGCAAUGCAAACAAUUGGAAAGAGCGAAGACGGGAGAUUUGCUGAAAGCAAAAAUACAACGACGGCCCGACCGUCAGGAAUUAGAGCGAAGACACAUAUUAGAACAGGAGAGCCAUGUGGACCCGAGUCUCGCCGAGAAGCAGCGCAUGCUCAAAAAGGCGCGGCUCGCAGACCAACUCAACGACCAGCUGUCGCACCGGCCCGGGCCGCUCGAGCUGAUCAAGAAGAACAUACUGCACACCGAGGAGAACAUAGAGACGGCCGUCAAAAGCGGAACGCUCUCGUUCAAAGCCACCAGCGAGGGCGCCUCGGGCCGGCCGCAGCACCCGUCGUCGUACUGCGGGCCGCCCGACGACGCCUCGCCCUCGCCCUCGCCGCCCUCCACGCUGUCGCCCGCCAGCGUCGCCUCCCCGCCGCAGCACCCCGCGCCCGGCAAGGACAAGAACCGCAAGAAGAGCAAGCAGAAGCAGCAGCCCAAGGCGCGCUUCAAGUUCCACGAGUACAAGGGGCCCCCGAGCGCGCAGAAGGCGUCCUCGCCGCCCGGCUCCGUCGAGACGCCCUACGAGCUGCUCCUGCAGCAGCAGCAGCUGCUCCUGCAGCUCAUGCCCGCGUCGCCCGCGCCCUCCUCCGCCGCCUCCGUGGCCUCCGACUGCUCCGACUACUGCGCGCCGCCGCCGCCGCCGCCGCCGCCCGCGCCCGCCCUGCCGCUCGCCGUCGCCGCGCGCUUCGAGGACAUGAAGGUGUCCGACCUGCGCGCCGAGUGCAAGCGCCGCAACCUGCGCGUGUCCGGGCCCAAGCCGCAGCUCAUCGACCGCCUGCGGCCCUACCUCGUCGAGAAGCAGGAGCCGCCGGAGCCGCCGCGCUCGCCCGCCUCCGCGGCGUCGCUGGCCUCGCCCGCCGGCCUCGACGAGCCCGAGGACAUCGUGCGGUCGCAGCGCCGCCACAUCGAGGAGCUGGAGCGCAAGCUGGAGGCGUCGCGCCAGCAGCUGGAGGCGGUGCGGCGCGACGCGGCGGGCGCGGCCGCCAGCGACCAGAGCCGCCGCCUGCUGCAGGCGCACAUCUGCGUGUCCCAGCUGCGCGCGCAGCUCGACGCGCUCACGCAGCCCGCGCCCGCGCCCGCGCCGCGCCUCGUGCUCGACGCGCCCGAGCGCCUCGUGCGCGUGUUCGCCGUCGCGCCGCCCGCCGCCGACGCGCCCGACGCCGCGCCGCAGAAGGCGAGCCCCUCGCCCGCCUACAUCCUCAACGGCGUCAAGGUGGUGCCCAUCGCGAUCCUGCCCUCGCCGCACUACGAGCCGGAGCGCCUCGCCGCGCCGCCGCCGCCGCCGCCGCCGCCCCCGCCGCCGCCGCCGCUGCCGACGUCGCUGCACGACCGCACCGAGGACAGCCAGAUCAUGGACGACGUCCUCGAGAUCCUCGUCGAGAACGGCGAGCUGCCUCCGUCGGCGGUCGGGAACGGAGUCGCGACCGACGGCAUGGGCGGCUACGGGUCGGCGGCGGACUCGUUCUCGCCGGCCGCCGUGCUGUCGGACGACGUGUUGUGCGACCCGCACGUGCGCCACUCGCUGGCGGCCGACGAGCUGCAGCGCGAGCUGGACGACAUCCAGAACGAGUUCAUGAGCCACGCCGAGAUGCACGGCGUCGUCGACGAGCACUGCGACGUGGACCCGUCGGCGACCGACAUCGACGCCGAGCUCGGCGUCGACCUGCUCUCGAACGGCGACUUCCACGCCGACUUCGGUGGUUCCGACCCGACGACGGACGACCACGACGACUUCUUCGAGAGCCUGCUGUCGGGCGAGAGCGAGCGCGCCUCCGAGCGCUCGCCGCCCACCGGCAUGGACGUGGAGGACGCGCCCGAGCGCAUGGCCAUGACGCCGCUCACCAACGGCGACCUGCUCGACCACUCGCGCACCGGCUUCGAGUACAUGGACGACCUGUCGCUGCCGUCCUUCCAGAACGAGGACGCGCGGCCGGAGCCCUUCGACCCGCGCGGCUGCGACAUCGACCUGAAGGAGUUCGGCAUCGACCCGGCGGCGAGCAUGAGCAUGCACGUGGACGGCGACGGCUACGACUACUGCGGCCGCGACAUGGACGCCGAGCUCAUCCCCAACGUGUUCGGGCGCGGCUACGUGCCGCAGUGCGACCCGCUGCUGGGCGCCGUGCUGGCGCGCCCGCCGCCGCGCCCGCAGCGCAAGCACUACUCCUGGGACCGCAUCGAGUUCGACGCCACCUGACCCGCGCCCGCCGCCCGCCGUCCGCCCGCCGCCCGCAAGCCUCCCGACGCACCCAAGCGUUUCGAUUCCUACAGCCGUUUUCGCUCGUAAGCUCG